AGCCUCCCACAACCACGCGAGAGCCAAGCACAUCUCCGACGUCGUCGAAGGCCCCGCAAAGCGUCACAGAAGUCACUCCACCGCCCUCCACAAGCUCGAGGACACAGCGUGCCACGACCUCUGAAAAGCCCAGCACGUCUCAGACGUCCAAGGCCGCACGAGGCAUUCCAGAAGUUGCUCCAUCGCCCUCCACAAGCUCGAGGACAGAAUCUACCACAACCUCGCCAGAGACGAGCACGGUUCGAACGUCGAAGGCCGCGCAAAGCGUCACAGAAGUGGCUCCAUCUCCCUCCACAAGCUUGAGGACAGAAUCUCCCACGACUUCGCGCGAGCCCAGCACGUCGCAGACGUCGCAGGCUGCACGAGACGUUCCAGAAGCUGCUUCAUCACCUUCCACACGCUCGACGACCGAAUCUGCGACCACCUCACGAGAGCCCAGCACGUCUCAGACGUCGCAGGUUGGCAGCGAGCCGCCGGCAACGGGCACUUCCUCUACCAGCACCCUUGUCAACGAUGCCAAUCAGAGUUCGGAUGAUAGCUCUUCGGGUGCCAGCCAAGGAUUCCAGGAUGCCAUCGCCCUGGACUUUGCCAGCCCCCCAAGGUCACUUCGCUGGGCCCUGGCGGUGGCUGUGGCUGUCGGCCUUUGCUGGUGA
Messenger RNA from Symbiodinium pilosum, 653 nucleotides. Lineage: Eukaryota; Dinophyceae; Suessiales; Symbiodiniaceae. The record is from the annotation of a GenBank genome assembly.